UGUGGGAAAUGUUCACACCUAGCGUGAAUAAGUGUGACCCCGUGAGGAAAACAGCUUAUAAUUGAAAUUGUUUUUUAAACGCUUUCUGUCAGGGUUAGGUUAAGGUUUCAAUGUAGAGUUUGCAUAGUAUAAAAGUCAUUAUGUCUGUGGAAACCCCCCAUAAAAACAUGGAAACAACGAAGCGAGAGAGCGCGCGCGCACACCCAGAGGAGAGAGAGAGACGAGCACAUCUUCAUCAGUGUAAAACACAAACUCUCGUCAGUCGGAUCAAGGCUUUAGAUGUUCAAGCAUUAAGUUGAGAGAAGACCGUGAGAGAUCUCUUCAGACGUCAGGAUGAUGUUGACUGUGGCCUGUCUACAGCUGUUUUUGGCCCCUGUUUUUAUGCAAGCCACUGGUGAUUACUGGGAUGAGUGGGGUCCAUACGGCGAGUGCAGCCGAACGUGUGGCGGCGGGGUGACCGUGAGAUUGAGGCGAUGCGUAACCCAGCGGACUGAUGGAGGUCACAGCUGCAUCGGACCAGAGAAGUCCUAUCGCUCAUGUAAUAUUCAGGACUGUCCUGAAGGCUCCAGAGAUUUCAGAGAGGAGCAGUGCUCUCAGUAUGACGGCACAGAUUUUCAAGGGAAGCGCUACAAAUGGCUUCCAUACUAUAGUGCAGAGAACCCCUGUGAGUUAAACUGCAUUCCCAGAGGAGAAAAUUUCUACUUUCGGCAUAAGUCUGCUGUGGUGGAUGGGACUCCCUGUCACCCGGGGGGAAAAGACCUCUGUGUGGAGGGACUGUGUAAGCGUCUGGGCUGUGAUAACAUGCUGGAGUCGCCCCAGGAGGAGGACCCGUGCCUGCAGUGUGGAGGAAAUGGACAGUCCUGCGAGCAAGUGAAAAACAACUUUUCAAUGCGUACCCUGCCUAAAGGUUACAAUCAAAUGUUCAUCAUUCCUGUUGGAGCUACAAUGAUCAGCAUCAGAGAGAACAUACCGACACGAAAUUACCUCGCAAUCAAAAACCUGCGGGGUGAGUAUUAUCUUAAUGGACAUUGGGUGAUUGACUUCUCUCGUGCCACGCCCAUCGCCAGCACCAUGUUAUAUUACCAGAGGGGAACGGAGGGGGAAAAGACACCCGAGGUCAUCACCGGCCGGGGUCCCACAACCGAGCCUCUAGUGAUCGAGCUGAUCACUCAGGAGCCCAAUGAGGGAGUGGAGUAUGAAUACUAUCUGCCUAAAGGACGCUCUACAGAGGGAUACUACUGGAGCUCUGGCUCCUGGUCGGCCUGCAGUAAAGAGUGUGGCUCGGGUUAUCAGUCGCGUCUGGUCUUCUGUACCAUUGAUAAUGAAGCGUACCCUGAUUACCUGUGUUCCUCUAUCCUCCGACCCCUCACCAAUCGCACCUGCAAUGAACAGCAAUGCCCACAAACCCGCCGGAUGGCGUAUGUGUACAAGCCGCAGUUGUGGAGGCCCAUGGAAACAACUCGAGUCUUAGCACAGGUGUACAGCUGGAUGACUGGUGAGUGGAACCCAUGUCCAGUGACCUGUGGCGGAGGUCUUCAGGUGAGGAGAGUGGAGUGUAUGUCUCACGACACGGGUGGAUCGCGGGUGGUGGAGGAUUCGCAGUGUGCCGCAUACGCCCCCAGACCUCUGAGCCAACAGAACUGUAACAUGCAGAAGUGUGCUCAAUACAGAGUUUACACCUGGAGUCAGUGCUCCGUGUCGUGCGGCUCCGGGCAGCAGAUGCGAGAUGUGGUGUGCAUAGGUUCAGAUGGACUACCGCUGGAGGACUAUGCCUGUGGGACCCAGCCAAAUCCCCCCAGAACACAAACCUGUGAGAUGCCCGCCUGCAGAAAUCCCAUUGGCUGGCAUAUUGGAGACUGGGGCCUGUGCUCAAAGAGUUGUGGCUCAGGGCUGCGAGAGCGGCAGGUGAUCUGUUCAGACAGACAUCGAACCCUCUACAGGGCAGAAGAGUGCCAGGCCAAUCCCAGACCAUCAACAGUGGAAACCUGCAACGCUCAGCUGUGUUACAGGCCUCAGGAGGUGCCCAGCAUGCCGGACCCAACAGGAUAUGACAACACUGUUCAGGGUUUCCAGCCGUACUUCAACGAUCCCUCAUUAGCAACUCCUCAGCACAAGGCGGUCAACAGUCCUUACGGCACGACUGUCCCCCCUCACUGUAGCCAGACACGGUAUGGCUGCUGUCCUGAUGGAGUUACCCCUGCUGGAGGACCACAGAGACAAGGCUGUGCCCAGGAUGCAGGUCAACCCUCCUGCACAAGGAGCAGGUAUGGCUGCUGUCGUGAUGGUGUGACCGUAGCACAGGGUCCCAACAAAGAGGGCUGUCUGGAGUCCUGGCUGCACUGGCCUCUAACAACAGAUCCCGUACCAUCUGCACCCACAGACUGUCACUCAUCAAACUUUGGUUGCUGCUAUGAUGGUGUGACGUCUGCUGUUGGUCCUCGCGGGGAGGGAUGCCCAAACACCCCAAGCAACACACAGCGCCCCCUGUCCUGUGACCUGGCUGUCACGGUCGGCCCGUGUGAUCAGUGGACCUCCCGUUACUACUACGACCAGUCGGACUCACGCUGCAUGCACUUCUGGUACGGCGGCUGCCACGGCAACAGCAACAACUUUGUGUCGGAGGAGGAGUGUCAGCAGACAUGCCUGAGCCAGCUGCGCGUUACGCCUUUGCAACUCGCCGAAAGACUCUUUCCCGUGCGUAAGCGUCUCGGCUCUGGUGCUGGGAACCAUACUCGCCGGCUCCACCGACCCGUGGCCGACACCAAGCAGCAGAGUGACCCUGCAGCCAGCUGGACAUCUGCAGGUGUGAGUAUAGACAAGUCAGACCCCUCUUCGGUGGAAGGGCUGGUUGGUCAGCGGGUCGUUUUGCCCUGCCGGGUCAGGCCACGACCUUCCUCCUCUGUAGUUGUGGAGUGGAGACGAGAUGGUGUUCUUGUUGACCUCAUCAGGCAUCAGCAGCAGCCGGACGGCUCUCUGCUGGUGGGUCCCGUCACAUUACAGGACUCCGGCUGGCUUCUGUGUGUGGCCACAAGAGACCGUGAGCGAGACUACCGUUACAUCCACCUGUCCGUCUCAGGAACAGAGGCAGAUUCUUCCCAGUCAUACACGUCACAUUCAUCCUCCAGGUUCACUAUUGACUAUUCAUCAUUGGUCGAGACUCGAGUUGGUCAGACGGCUAAACUGCAGUGCACAGUGCUGCCGGCGUCUGCCAUACACACGGUCACUAUUCACUGGAGCAGAGCCGGACAGCCACUCAACUCACUCAGACACGCUCAACACUCAGACGGCACAUUGGUGAUAAACCAGGUGACGUCAGAAGAUUCAGGGAUGUAUACCUGCACACUCACAGACAGUCACAAGAGUGAAGAACGUCAGAUUCAGCUCAAAGUGUUCGGCGACCUCAGGAUCACUAAAGCACCCACUGACGUCCAUGUGGCUCCGGGUGGCAUCGCUCAACUGCCCUGCGUGGUGUCAGGAGAAAACGCCAGAUUGGGCUGGUCAAGGAACGGUGUGCCCGUGCGACCAGAUGGAUUUCACGUACAUGUGUCGGCGGACGGGACGCUCAUACUAAACAACGUCCAGCCGACGGAUGAGGGGACGUACACGUGCAACGCUUACAUCGGGACGUACUCCGUCAGUGCAGCGGCUGAAGUACGACUGGUCAAAUCACCACAGCAAGAUUUUGAUGGGAGUCAGGGGUUGACGCCGGACUGUGUGGAUCAGCCUGAACUAGCCAACUGUCGACUGAUCGUGUACGCCCGCCUGUGCUCCAAUCAGUAUUACUGGAGUUUCUGCUGUGCCAGCUGUGCCAAAUACACCAGAGUCAAAGACAGACGAAGACACAUCAGAUCAUCAGGUCAUGUGCAGUGAAUCCAGCAACCUCAUUGGCUGAUUCAUCCUUCUCUUCAGCAUUCACAUCAUCAGCCGGGACCAUUCCAUCAUUUCACCAUCCUGAAGAACAGAUCAACACUGACCUCAGAUCUGCAGCGAGUGGAUUUCAUUUAUACUGCUAAACAAGCUUCGGUGUGCAAACUGAGACCGUACGCUUUCAGGAUCCGUCAUAGUUUAUUUAUCAUCAUGUAUUAUGCUGUCAUUAGGCAUGAAUUGAAAGAAAUCAUCUUUUUUACUACAAAGAUAUUACUGUUCACUUCUGCUUAUACACAAUUCUUUGAAACUGUAAAUAAAAUAGAUGUUAUAGUUUAUUUGCAUUAUUAAGUUUAUUAUGUUAUGUUAUGUUAUAGCAGGACAUCCACUAAGUAGGAGCCAUAAUGUAAAUAAGUGCAAAAAAUCUGAUGACAUGGUUUUAUAAACAUCUGAAAAGUUCUGAACAUUUCUGCAUUCCCAUAAAAUGCAUAUAAUCCAGUUCUAGUAUUUUUGCCAUGUUUUACAAACUUGAUGAUCUGGUUUUAAUGCUUAAAUCAGAAAAUACCAAAGCAUGUACUGUACAGCUUCACGGAAGAGCAUUUCAAUACAGAUACUCAGUCUGUGUGCCACAUGAUUUAUCUGAGCUAUCUAAUGCAGAUCUGUGUUUUGGCCUUGCUGGGGAAGAAGUCAUAAAUACUACUGGCAGGUUGAAGGUCAAUUGUUCAUAACAGGACUCAGUUGGUGUGACUUCAUUACUGACACUGAAGAGGACAUUACAAUUGAAAGAGUGUGAAGGGACAAGCACGAGUAACCAGGUGAGAGAAAAUCUGCAUCUUUACUGCUUUUGUACGAAGUAUCUAGCAGAAAGCUGUAAAACGCAGUCCACAAAAACAAAAUACUUCCACUGAAGUUUCUAAAUCAAUACAUAAGUCAAAUAUGCGGUGACGAGAUGAACCAGAACAUGAACGCAAAGAGCAAAUAUUUUCUUAUAGUAAACCAUUAUAAAGAAAUCCCUCAACGUGGUUUAUAUUAGGACCAAAUUCAAUACUGUCGUGUACAAGAUCGUCAUGUAUUGAGGUUGUUACCUGUAUCGGUGUCUAGAGGGCGCUGUUACCUGUAAGAAAGAAGAACACCAGGUGAAUGUUCAGUUCAGAGAGACCUCAAAGUGUGUGUUUGUCUGUUUAUUAAUAGAGCUGAGAUGUAGCACACGGUUCCAUGUUUUAGUCAUU
Triplophysa rosa is the source of this 5093-nucleotide messenger RNA. It is a transcript of the gene paplna, whose product is annotated as papilin a, proteoglycan-like sulfated glycoprotein. Gene Ontology annotation, molecular function: serine-type endopeptidase inhibitor activity; metalloendopeptidase activity. The transcript is spliced from 29 exons. Bases 334 to 3870 code for a protein of 1178 amino acids. NCBI's taxonomy places the organism in Eukaryota, Metazoa, Chordata, Actinopteri, Cypriniformes, Nemacheilidae. Gene Ontology annotation, cellular component: extracellular matrix. The record is from RefSeq and is a predicted model, not a curated record. Gene Ontology annotation, biological process: extracellular matrix organization.